This is a messenger RNA of Quercus robur (English oak), 1152 nucleotides long. RefSeq names its product F-box protein CPR1-like. The record is from RefSeq and is a predicted model, not a curated record. The coding region runs from base 1 to 636 and encodes 211 amino acids. The transcript is spliced from 4 exons. Lineage: Eukaryota; Viridiplantae; Streptophyta; Magnoliopsida; Fagales; Fagaceae.
AUGGAGUUAAUUGCUGAGGGCCCUGUGUAUGAUAUCUACCCACUGGGUCCAGAGUGCCUUCUUGCUUUGGAUCUUGCCACCGAGAAAUUUAGGGUCUUUAAAACACCAGUUCAACAAGAAUCUGAGUUGGUGACUUAUUUGGAAGUGUUGAAAGGACAACUUUGUUUUAUUGUAAGUCCUGAUUUUGAGACUGAAACAGGGCAUGACUAUAAUGAUGUUUGGUUGAUGAAAGAAUAUGGGGAAGAGAGUUCUUGGACUCGGAUUUAUAAAAUCGCGCAACGUUCAGUGCCUUGGACUUUCAAAUAUUGCAAACCUUUAAUGUUUUCCGAGAAUGACAAGAAAGUUUUAUUGGAGAUGCGCCAGUAUAACCGUAAGCGCCAGUAUAACCGUACCAAACUUGUUUGGUAUGAUACAGAGAAGAAAAAGGGGGAGAGGGUUAAGAUUCAGAAAAUUCCUGAUUCAUUUGAGACAGCAAUUUGUGUGGGGAAUCUUCUUCUGCUUGAUGGUGAUGAUGUGAUUGAUCCCGCAGAGCAGAAUAACAAGAGAAAGAGGAAUGAAAGCCCAUCAGAGGUUCCCAAUCCUAACCUGUUAGGGAAAGCAGUAGAUGAAUUAAAAAAUGAAAAGCAAGAAGGAUAAAAGCAUGCUGGAUAUGACUUUUGGUUUUAUAAAGAACUUGCUAGAGUGUUCUGGUGGAGGAAUGAGAAAGGCUAUCUGUUGUUUGCCAGUAGCAUGUCAUGUAUCUUCAAGUCUCUUCAGUCUUAGUUUCUUUGUGGGGUUUGUAGUUCCCUAUCACCGAAUUUGACUUUUAAUCAUGUAGUGUAGUUAUAGCUUACAUGCUUUUGCAACUCUUAUAACUUCCCGUUCUUCAGAAUGGUUCAAAAUUGAUUUCAAUGCUGCUUGAUAUAAAAGGAGGAUGAAUGUGCCUUGUACUGCUAGAAGUCAUUUGGAUAGAACUUACUACUUAGAAGAAGGUCUUUGGGUAGAGGCUCAAGUUUUUGAUGUGAAAACUGCCUUGUUUACAACUUUGACAUCCUAGGACAGUGUGAAUAGGCUACCACUAAUGUUCUGAUGAAGGUUAUUCACAAUGUAAGGAAACUUCUUAUAAAAAACAUGUCUAACUGCUAUUUUUCCUUUUUAUUUUAUUUUUAAUAA